AUGAAGCGGCAGAAUGUGCGCACGCUGGCGCUCAUCAUGUGCACCUUCACCUACCUGCUGGUGGGCGCCGCCGUCUUCGACGCGCUCGAGUCCGAGGGGGAGACGGCGGAGAGGAGGCGGCUGGAGGCGCGCAGCCAGGAGCUGCGGAGCAAGUACAACCUGAGCGCCGCCGGCUUCCGCGAGCUCGAGUGGGUCGUGCUCAAGCUGAAGCCGCACAAGGCCGGCGUGCAGUGGAAAUUCGCCGGCUCCUUCUACUUCGCCAUCACCGUCAUCACCACCAUAGGGUACGGCCACGCAGCCCCCAGCACGGACGGCGGGAAGGUUUUCUGCAUGGUCUACGCCCUGCUGGGCAUCCCCCUCACCCUCGUCAUGUUCCAGAGCCUGGGCGAGCGCAUCAACACCUUCGUCCGGUACCUCCUGCACCGCGUCAAGAAGUGCCUGGGCAUGAGGCGCGCCGAGGUCUCCAUGGCCAACAUGGUCACCAUCGGCUUCUUCUCCUGCAUCAGCACGCUGUGCAUCGGGGCGGCCGCCUUCUCCUACUACGAGCACUGGAGCUUCUUCCACGCCUACUACUACUGCUUCAUCACCCUCACCACCAUCGGCUUCGGGGACUACGUGGCGCUGCAGAAGGACGAGGCCCUGCAGAACAAGCCGCAGUACGUGGCCUUCAGCUUCGUCUACAUCCUGACGGGGCUGACGGUCAUCGGGGCCUUCCUCAACCUGGUGGUGCUGCGCUUCAUGACCAUGAACGCCGAGGACGAGAAGCGGGACGCCGAGCACCGGGCGCUGCUCACCCGCGGCGGGCAGGCGGGCGGCGGGCACGGCGCCGACACCGCCCCGGGCGCCCCGGUGGCCUCGGCGGCCUCAUCGGGGGGCGUCGGGUUGGGGGGCAGCGGUGGGGGGCUGCGCAACGUCUACGCCGAGGUGCUCCACUUCCAGUCCAUGUGCUCGUGCCUGUGGUACAAGAGCCGGGAGAAGCUGCAGUACUCCAUCCCCAUGAUCAUCCCCCGGGACCUGUCCACCUCGGACACCUGCGUGGAGCAGAGCCACUCCUCGCCGGGACGCUGCCCCGAGACCCCUUCCAACCGCUGCUUCUGCGGCGCCCGGCGCUCGGCCAUCAGCUCCGUCUCCACCGGCCUCCACAGCCUCUCGGCCUUCCAGGGCCUCGUGAAGCGCCGCAGCUCCGUGUAG
Molecule: messenger RNA, 1191 nt
Organism: Cygnus atratus (black swan)
Lineage: Eukaryota; Metazoa; Chordata; Aves; Anseriformes; Anatidae
Gene: KCNK3
Product: potassium two pore domain channel subfamily K member 3
Exons: 2
Coding region: 1-1191 (396 amino acids)
Biological process (GO): stabilization of membrane potential; potassium ion transmembrane transport
Cellular component (GO): membrane
Molecular function (GO): potassium ion leak channel activity; open rectifier potassium channel activity
Source: RefSeq, a predicted model, not a curated record